Molecule: messenger RNA, 1811 nt
Organism: Symbiodinium necroappetens
Lineage: Eukaryota; Dinophyceae; Suessiales; Symbiodiniaceae
Source: the annotation of a GenBank genome assembly
GUUGCGGCAGUUGCUGGGCUUUUGCUGCUUCCACGGUGAUCGAAAGCCAUGUGGCCAUAAACACCGGCGUGCUCCUUUCACUGUCGCCUCAGGAGAUGACUUCUUGCACCCCGAAUCCAGACCAUUGCGGGGGCGAUGGUGGUUGCAGUGGGGCCACAGCUCAGCUUGCCUUUGCGUAUGCAGUCGAAGCAGGUGGUGUUUCAGACAUCUGGCACAACCCGUACUUGAGCGGCAUGGAGUUCAAAAGCCGUUUGUGUCAAAACAACACGCAGUUCUGGUUGCCGCGAAAGGCAAGCAUCGAAGGCUUCGUCACGCUGCCGCAAAACGAUCCCCAGGCCUUGAUGGAAGCAGUUGCAAAGGAUGGGCCGAUAGCUGUCUCUGUGGAUGCCACUGAUUGGUGGAUGUAUGGAGGAGGUAUUUUCGAUGCCUGCAACAAGACGGCUCCCAACAUCAAUCAUGCCGUGGUGCUGGAUGGAUAUGGCAUCGAGAAUGGGACCAAAUACUGGCUCAUCAGGAACUCGUGGGGAGACAGCUUCGGAGAACACGGUUACAUACGACUUCGUCGACAUGACGACGAGCCCUGCGGGGAAGAUCCAGAACCUCUCGAAGGUGUCGGCUGCAAGGUUGGCGGACCGGACAAGAUCUGGGCCUGCGGCGAAUGUGGUGUGCUGUCGGACUCGUCUUACCCGUUGGGCGCGAAUCUGGGGCCCAAAAAGGCGGAAGCAGGUGCCUGGGCACAGAGAGGCUCUAGGUGCCAUCGGAAAAUGGUGCUGCAGGACAGCUCGGACCAGUAUUACAUAAACAUUGGCCGUAGCGCCGCGCCGGUCGACUCGUGGGAAACAGCAGGAGCGGCGGCUGGCCAUGAGGGCUCCACAGAUGCUUCCGAGGCAGAAAGGAAGCUCUUCGAAUACGUCCGCUUCUUCACGCUUCGCAGCCGCGAGGUGCCCGCGGCGUCUGAUGCACAGGCCCAGGCUGCAUCAGCUGCCGCAGCCCCGAGUUGGCCCAGCUUGGAGUUGCAGAGGGCGAACUCAUUUUCACUGAGGUCUUGCCGACGCCGACGGUGUGGUGCAGUCCUUCAGGUGAAGCCUGGGCGGGCGGUGAGCAACCGGCGGUAUGGGGCGGCGGAGCCGGAGCAGCCGCAGGCUGCGACCCACAAGUCGCGGCUGCGCCGGCCGACAGAGGCAGCUACGGCGGCCACGAGUGGGGGCAGUGGGGCCACGGGGCCGCAUCCAAUGCUUGCAGCAGUGGCUACGGUGGGUGGGAAGGCUGUGGUUGUGGAGGUGACGGCGCCUCUGCGGCUUGUGGCGCUUGUGGAUCCAGCUUUGCAAAGGGCAGCUUCGACGUUGCCUGUGGCUUCCCCUGUGGCAAUGGUGUCCCAGGCGGCUGCUUUAAAGGUGGCAGACCAGGUUGGCCCGGUAAGGGCGCGGGCACGGGCGAGAUGUGGGCCCGCGGGUGCGGAGAGUUUUGGCAAGGCGUGGCCUGGAACAAAGGCCAAGGUCACACCCAAGGCUCUUGCCAAGGCAAAGGCGCAGGCGGCGAUGCCUGGAAUGCACAUUUCACGCACUGGAGCAAGGGCGCUGGCGGCGCUUGGGACGUUAAUGGAGCCGCUGGACGGGCCAAGGGCGGCUGGGCCCAUGAUUGGCAAUGCUAGUCCUAAGUUGAGGUACUACGAGGCUGACUUUGCGGACAACAAGUUCUACGGUCCAAAGGAUCGCGUGUUGGCUGCUGCAUUCUUGGAGUUCUUGGGGUCGGAAGAACUCUGGGGUGAUCAUCUGCUGGACGAGCUCUGCCAAAGCGCAGAAGUCCUUCAG